Armigeres subalbatus is the source of this 6617-nucleotide messenger RNA. RefSeq lists its product as uncharacterized. Gene Ontology annotation, cellular component: cytoplasm. NCBI's taxonomy places the organism in Eukaryota, Metazoa, Arthropoda, Insecta, Diptera, Culicidae. The coding region runs from base 1373 to 5821 and encodes 1482 amino acids. The record is from RefSeq and is a predicted model, not a curated record. The transcript has 15 exons. Gene Ontology annotation, biological process: actin filament bundle assembly. Gene Ontology annotation, molecular function: actin filament binding.
CGUCAACAUCUCGUGUACCGCCGCGUUAGUCGCCGCUUUUCCUGGGGGACCCGGUGCCGGUGCAUCUCUUCCACGUGUAUUGUUUUCACAGCUGCUCUGCUUAGGAGUGUUUUUUUUUUGGUUUUGCUCAUCCGACGGGCCGCGUGUUUUGGUUGGACGGUUGUUCUACGCUGGCGUCUACCUUCUUUCUCCACGCGACAAGCUAAUCGUUUUGGAAGUGUGUUUUUGUACUUCGCUCACCUUUCGCGCCCAUCUCGCGAUCACACGCGAUUACGAUCGUGAUCUGGGCUUCGAAUGUUGCAGUAAUUUUUCUUCUUUCCCGCUCAACAUUAAUUGUUUAAUUAUGUACGCGACGGAUGUGAACUUUCGGAUGUCGAGGGUACCGAGCGAUGCUAACAGGCCGUGUUGUUGCUAUCAUUACAGCAUUGUGUGAUAGUGAAGUUGCGUGACGUUGUGGUACAGUGAAUAAAGGCGUCUAUUAUCUUCUAACCAAUGUACUAGUGAAUGGAAAAGCUGUCGGUGCAUGGAUAGAAAUGUGACGUGAUUCUUCUGAUUCGGAAGAAAAUCCAUCUGAAUUAUAUAAAGUGAAACAGAUUUCAGUACCUUGAUAUGAUGUAUGCUAUGUUGUUAUGAAAAGAGAAAACAUGGUGAGAUGCGGUGAUUAUUAUUAACCGAAAUUCGGUGUGACGAAUUUUGAUUUUAUCAGUGCUGCUAUUGAAGGAGUUUUGCUGGGUGUCAAGCUGCUUCAGUUAAAAAUCAAAUAUAUCAAUUGCUGAAUGUAUUUGGAAGGAAUCAGAAUUUCGACGUUAAGUGGAUCGAGUGAACGAAGUAGUGCGGCUGCUGGAUUCUGGCAUGGCAUAAAACUUGCUAACCGAAAAAGUUGUUGUGGCCAAUGAAAGCGAAAUCGAGUUAGGAGUGAUAAAGUCAAGCAAGUGGAAGCUGCUCAUCAUUUAUGGGUAUAACGGAUCAUUGAAGCUAUUGUUUGGCAUUCGACAUCGUCGUAAUCUUUAACGGUGAAAGAACUCGGAGGAUAUUGCAAAGCCCGAACCCAGUGCGCAAUAAGUGGAAUAACGCCCUUAAAACCGCGAAGAACAACAUCAAAAGCACCAAACAUCACAAUGUCAGCUGUUGGGCGUGAGAGAGCGAAUCUCAUUGGCACCGGCAACAGCAGCGGAUCCAGCAUCAGCCAUAUUGAUCCAUACCGGGCCCACUACUGGCAGCCGUAACGGAAACUGUGAAAUGUGACAAAUUGUUUCAUCUGUGGCUCGGACGGAACCAAGUUCAAACUUCCUUUCGUCGGAAAGCAUUUCUCCUGUUGUCCAUAGUUUUGUCUGUUUCAUGAGCUGCAGCCGAAACCAAAGAAACCGAAAUAAUGUUUGACGAUAUUAAAAUGUGCCUCAUGGAUCUGAUCAAGGUGACCCCCAAGUCGAAAAAGUCCCUCAAAGACAUGUCUUCCGGCUACUCGGCGGAUUUCAUGAAAAAGUACAACGACAUCAACAUAAUUCACUUCAACGAGAACAUGUCGAUGGUUAACAAGCUGGACAAUAUUCGAUUCUCGCCGUCGAACUACUCGAACCUGUUCAAGACGAACCCGCUGCUGGAGGGCAAACGGAGUAAAUCGUUCCGCGAUUGGGGCGUGGAAAGUGCCAGCUUUGAAUUUUCCUCGGACGAUCGCGACACGCUUACGAUGACGAGCUGUUCGCACUACUCGGCGGAGGGCACCGAGCAUUAUCACCUGCUGAAGUCGCUGUCGCAGCAGAGCAGCGAUGGGCACAGUCGAAAGCUUUUGGGUAGUGCAAGCGGGGGAGGUGUCGAUGCGGAUGACGACGACGACGACGAUGAUGAAGACGAUGACGAUGGGAUCAUUAUAAAUCACUACAGCUUGGAGGAUUGCUUCGCCGGUGGGCUGGUAUCGCAGUUGGAUUCAUUUUGUACGCUUUGCACUUCUUCGUUCAGUUUUAGCAACUGCAAUAACUGCGAGAAAUCUGGUUGCGGCUCGAAGUGUAGCGGAGAGGAAAGCACAAUUGGUGAAGCCGAAGCUGGCUGCGUUUGUCUUCCAAAGCAUGGGGUAACAGUGGGGUGCUCAGGGUAUAACGAGUCCAGAUACUUGUCACAUCUGGACUCGUCCCAUGCACAGAUGAUGCCACCGAUGGAACGGCCGGCGGGUGGGGCGCUAGCGCUCCACUACGCGGCCGCCCGCGGUUGCCUCGACUGUGUACGACUUCUGGUGGAAGCGGCGCCCGAUAUCAGCGCCAAUACCCAGAUGGACAACGAUGUAACCCCGGUCUACUUAGCGGCUCAGGAAGGACAUCUUGAGGUGCUUAAAUUUCUAGUCCUGGAAGCCGGUGGGUCGCUGUACGUGCGAGCACGCGAUGGUAUGGCUCCGAUCCACGCGGCCUCCCAGAUGGGAUGUCUGGACUGUUUGAAAUGGAUGGUCGAAGAUCAAGGUGUCGAUCCAAAUUUACGUGACGGCGAUGGUGCCACUCCGCUUCACUUUGCCGCCUCCCGUGGCCAUCUUACGGCAGUGCGGUGGCUGCUGAGCCACGGAGCCAAACUGUCACUGGACAAGUACGGUAAAAGUCCCAUCAACGAUGCUGCCGAAAAUCAACAGGUCGAGUGCCUAAACGCCCUGGUACAGCACGGAAACCGAGAGCCCGACUACGUCGAAGCGAAACAGCUCAAGCAAUCACAACCCCGACAUUCGGAGAUAUAUGGAUCGCAACAGCAGCUAGCGGUUUCAUCGCCACAACAGCAGAAGCGGAUAUCGAAGAAGCACUCGAGCAGCCACCACUACUACAAUAAGAACAAACCAUCGUCACACCACAAUACGAUGAUGUCCAAGUCGUCUUCUGGCAGCUCAGAUUCCGAACCAUUUUAUCUUCAUCCACCGACGAUAAGGCAGACAAAGGACGGUUUAUACACCCGCCAGUCGCCAGAUAGUUACUACGGAACAGUGCCACCAAACGACGGCGUCUAUAUCAAUCCAAUGCGGCACGGAUCGUCAACGCCGCCGAGCCCCAGCGGCAGUGUGUCGGGAGAAUCCUUCUUCCUGCAUGACCCCCAGGAAGUCAUCUACAAUCGGGUGAAAGACCUGUUCGAUUCUGACCUCAGUAGCACCAAGGACGAACGAACCACCAACUCCAGAGCAAUGACAGUUCAAGUUGAAGUCCAUUCUAGCAGCAGCGGGGCCGCCAGUGGUUCGGACGAAGACCUAUCGGUGUCCUCUUCCAAUUCCGGUGUCGAACGAAAACCACCCGAACCCAAUCGAACAAACCCCAAAACACAGCAUGAUCACGACUACGAAGACAUUUACUUGGUCCGAGAGGAGGCUCGCUAUGGCACGAAAACACGGAACGGAACCGGUCGAAGUAGGUCCAGGGACAGUGGUUCCCACAGCCGAUCGGCCAGUGCGAGCUCAAACCGAAGCAACGACAUUAUCAUGCAGCUUACCAAUCAGAACGUAAGCAACAAGGAGCAAAUGUUAAUCAACAAACGAAACAAUCUAUACGAACAGCAGAAUAAAAACCGAUACGAUUCACCGAAGAACUACAAAACGACGAACAUUAGCAAGGCUAACAAAAAUGCCAGCCAUCACCAGUCCAACCGUGAGUUGAGCCUAGCAUCAUCGCGUAAUGAUAACGCUUACGAAAGCGUUUGUUCGCCGGAAGAUACCCACGAGCGAACAAAGCUUGCCCAACGCCAUUCUCUGCCACACGGUGGCGCUGUGGUGAGCGGUAAUGGCAACGCAAACGGUGGUAAGCAGGUGAAACGCAGUGGAUCAAUGAAAGGAAACGAGAGCAAAGAUGUGGGACCCCCACCGCCACCAUUGCCACCACCGUUGAAGGCCCCGUCGUCGUCAUCGUCAGCGUCAUCGGGGCAGCCGACUCACUACGGGCCCGGCAGUCAGACCAAGUCCGGCUCGAUGACGAACGGUAAUAAUUUCUAUCUGCACAAGCAUAUGAACAGCGGUGGCGUCGGUUCGCAGCAUAACGCGAUGAUUUUCAAUACCACGGGGGCCUCGUCCUCGGGUCCCUCGUCCGGUCACCUGCAGCAGAACGCUCAACAUGAUUACUACAACCAACUUCCGCAGCAGCAGCAACUAAUGCAGCAGAACGGAGAAGCUCCCGAUUCUGACUCAGGCCUUGAAGUGGUCGAAGAGUCUACGCUCAAGCCGUCGGAUUUAAUUCGUGGAAACCACAAUCGAAGCAUGUCCAUUAUAUCAGCGAACAAGAAAGCCAAACUCAUCACUGGCGGCGGCGGCGGCAGCAGCAGCAACGGAAACGGUCUCGUGAGCCCCACGACCAGCAACGGCAGCGCAGCAACCAAGACGGGAGCGAUAGUCGAUGAUCAGUACUACGGCCAGCAACAGCUCUACCAGUCGCGCUCGAACUCCGCUCUCUCGUCGUCCAGUCACGGUCCGAAUCUGGUGAACAAACAGCUCGUACUGCCAUUCGUCCCGCCGGCCUUCCCGAACGGAUCCGCCGACGGUUCCAACCACCUGAUCAAACCGUCCGAAUAUCUUAAGAGCAUCAGCGACAAACGGUCCAACGCUGGCUCCCAGAGAUCUUCCGACACCGAAGACUAUAUGCCAUUGAACGCAACCAUCACGGUACAGUCGGGACCGGAUCCGCCAAAGCCACCUCCGCCGCCACCCGCUCCCCCGAUGCUAUUCCCACUCAACGGCGGCGGCACGAUCAACAGCAACGGCAGCAAAGCGAACGCCAAUAAAGACGGCAGUCAGACCGGAACGAACAAAAGCUCGAACGGCAACGUUCCACUGCCACCCCCGCCGCAGGAUUCGACGAUACGAAAGCAGCAGCAGCCACUGUCGGCCAUAUCGAUUCAAGAUUUGAACAGCGUACAGCUACGGCGCACCGACAAAAUGCUUUCGAAGACAUUUUCAGCACCCACACGCAGCAUGAGCAUGCAGUGCCUUUCUUCCACCAACGAACAGUUCCUCUCGCAAAAGACCGACCUGAUUGCGGAACUUAAAAUGUCCAAGGACAUCGCCGGGGUAAAAAAGAUGAAAGUUGAACGAGCUAAACUGGAGGACAAGCAAGCCACCGAGGUGUAUUCGGAAGUCACCCGGCAAUUCACGGCGGCAAACUAUGUGGAUCAGAACCCCUUGUCUUCCGUCCCCCGUGUUGCGCUUAUCAAUUCAACUGAUAAGUUAUUACAGGUACCGGACCGAGACCACCAGGGAAAUCUCAUUCCCGACUGGAAGCGCCAGAUGCUCGCCAAGAAGGCGGCCGAGAAGGCGAAGAAAGAAUUCGAAGAUCGGUUGGCCCGGGAGGCCGAGGACCGCCGGCUGUCGGCGAUACCGAAAUGGAAGCGGGACCUGAUGGCUCGGAAGGAGGAGGCCGAAAAUAAGCUCAAAUCCUCGAUCUACACGCCUCGAGUGGAAGAAACUCAACGCCGCACGGACACAUGGCGUUCCCGUAUGUCCCAGCGGGCGAUGUCGAUCGACAACAUCAGUUUCACUUCGCAGCACGAAGAUUCCGUAGGGUCUCGAUUCAAUAAGGAAAACAACCUCAACAAUCAGCACAACGGAAAUGGUAGCCAUCAGAAUGGUACCAGCAACGGUCAUCACGCCAAUGGAGGCAGUAAUCACAGCAAUAGCAGUAGCAACACCAACAUCAACGGCAGUGGUAGCCACCAACAUAGCACACGUAGCUCAAUGGAGAACAUCAAUAAUAAGAACGAUUACCAUCAUCAUAGCACGAACCAGAAUGGUAACGACGAUGACGAUGACAGUGAACAAAUAAUCCCUUGGCGGGCUCAUCUGCGGAAAACCAACAGUCGUCUAAGCUUGAUCGGUUGAAGCAAAGUACUGUACUCCUUGGCUGAUGCCUAGAACUAGCUUGUUGUAUAAAGAUUUAACAAGAAUACUAUGAACGCAUAAUAUAUUUUAGCUUAGUUCCGUAUAGCAGAAAACUGCAAACAUCACUAAUUUUAUCUUUCGAUUACAUUAUUUAAUUUCGAGAAUACUGCUUAUGAACAAAAAUGACCAACCUGAAACCACGGGCUUAACAUGUAAACAUAAAUCAAAGAUUUCGUUGCAAUAUUACACUAAGGUUACUGUUAAUUCAAGUAGCGACGAAUAAAAUGGAGAUGCGGUACGGAUGAUACUUAAUCUAUGUUAAAUAUGUAAUUCGGACAUGACGUGAAACUGCAUUGUGAUCAUUGUUAUAAAUUUCUACAACCAAAAGAUGUAGAUCCACUAUCUAAUCUAUCGAACAAAUAAAGAACAGAAGUAUUGUCAAUGCGAACUAUCCCGUUAUGAGGAUUCUCUGAGUUUCAAUAUUGCUCACAUGAUCACCCUGGAAGUAACCUUUUCUGAAAAAAAAUAAACAUAGUAAAUCUGUUACGGAUAUUAAAUAAAAAGCAGUUUAAGAACCCCAUAGGCUUAUUUCGAAGCAAACAUACAUACCAUUAACCGUGGAAACGAAUUAUCAUUUAGCAAACAAAUUGUAUAUCUCAAACACACAUACGCGCAACCUACGCAAUAUUCAACGUAUUAAAAUUGUAACGGGAUUGACACGAUAUUCCAUUUUAGAGCUACAUAGGCAUAAAUUUCAUUUUCGUUGAAUAGUUAUAAUAAACGUUUAUCAAAUAGA